This is a messenger RNA of Malania oleifera, 1995 nucleotides long. RefSeq names its product dnaJ protein P58IPK homolog. Gene Ontology annotation, cellular component: endoplasmic reticulum lumen. The coding region runs from base 113 to 1609 and encodes 498 amino acids. Gene Ontology annotation, molecular function: protein binding. The record is from RefSeq and is a predicted model, not a curated record. The transcript has 9 exons. NCBI's taxonomy places the organism in Eukaryota, Viridiplantae, Streptophyta, Magnoliopsida, Santalales, Ximeniaceae.
AAAUUUUUUGUUUUCCUCAACAAAACCCCGUUCUGAAUCAAUUCCGCAACAUCGAGUCCAUCAAUGUCUUCCUCCGCCGCUCAGCUCUUGCGCGUUUAAUUUAUCUGGGCAUAUGCAUGCAUCGAUAUCAUCUGCGAAGGAGCUGAUGAUAAGCCUCCGAGGUGUAUCCUCCGCCAUGGAUGUGGUAGCUUGGAGGGGCUUCGUCUUCACCGCCUUCAUUCUCAAUUUCGUCUUCGCCUGCCAACUCCUCCUCCUCCAGCCCCUCGUCUCCGCUCAAGAUGGCAAACCUGGUAAUGCUGCUGAUCUAUUUGAGAGAGUUUCACAAAGUAUAAAGGUAAAACGUUUUAGUGAGGCGCUUAAUGAUCUUAAUGCUGCUAUAGAAGCAAAUCCCACACUUUCAGAGGCAUAUUGGCAUCGUGCAUCAGUCCUUCGUCAGCUGUGCAGAUAUGAUGAAUCUGAGAAGAACUACAAAAAGUUUCUUGAGCUAAAGCCUGGAAACUCUGCUGCAGAAAAGGAGCUUUCUCAAUUGCUUCAGGCACGCAGUGCUCUGGAAACUGCUUUGAAUCUCUUUGAUUCAGGCGACUUUACAAAAUCAUUAGACUAUAUCGAUAAAGUUGUACUUGUUUUUUCAUCCUCGUGCGCAAAGGCUAAACUCCUCAAAGUGAAAUUAUUGUUAGCAGCAAGGGACUAUUCUAGUGCUAUCUCAGAGACUGGUUAUAUGCUUAAAGAAAAUGAGGAUAAUCUAGAUGCACUACUACUCCGCGGUCGUGCCUAUUAUUAUUUAGCAGAUCAUGAUGUUGCAUUAAGGCAUUACCAGAAAGGUCUCCGCCUUGACCCAGAGCACAGUGAACUUAAGAAAGCAUACUUUGGAUUGAAAAAUUUACUUAAGAAGACUAAAAGCGCAGAAGAUAAUGCUGGAAAGGGUAAGCUGCGUCUUGCAGUAGAGGACUUUAAAGGAGCUCUUGCGCUGGACCCCAAUCAUCUUGCACAUAAUGUGCAUCUUUAUCUUGGUUUGUGCAAGGUCUCGGUCAAGCUUGGCAGAGGAAAGGACGCUCUAGAUAGUUGCACAGAAGCACUUAACAUUAAUGGGGAACUUGUUGAAGCUCUAGUUCAGAGAGGUGAAGCCAAACUUUUGAUAGAGGAUUGGGAGGGGGCUGUGACAGAUUUGAAAACAGCAGCUGAAAAAUCACCUCAGGAUAUGACUAUUCGAGAAGUACUGAUGAAGGCUGAAAAAUCUUUGAAGUUGAGUAAACGAAAGGACUGGUACAAGAUUUUGGGUGUAUCUAAGACAGCACCUGUAUCAGAGAUAAAACGUGCUUACAAGAAGCUUGCUUUGCAAUGGCACCCAGAUAAGAAUGUUGAAAAUAGAGAAGAAGCUGAGGCCAAAUUUCGUGAAAUAGCUGCUGCAUACGAGGUACUUGGUGAUGAAGAUAGACGCACAAGAUAUGACCGAGGAGAAGACAUUGAAGACGUGGGCAUGGGAGCGGGUGCUGGUUUUAACCCCUUUGGCGGUGGAGGGCAGCAAUUCACAUUUCAUUUUGAAGGUGGAUUUCCUGGGGGAUUUGAAGGAGGCUUUCCUGGAGGAUUUGGUGGAUUCCAAUUUGGAUAAGCGAGAUUAUUUUCACCUGAUAUCUUCAUGAAGAAUUUAAGGUACUGGGUGCCAUUGUUUUUUGAGGAGCAGCUGCAUGCAUCCAUUGACUAACUGUUGGCAAUUAGCUUGUGAUUAAUACCUGAGCCACUUGGAAGAGCCAUCUUGCUGAAAAAAAAAUGUGUUCCUUUGAAGAAUAUUUUUGUUAUGCGGAAUAUUAACUCAAGAAUUGUAUGAGUUCGAUCGAAGGAAAUAGAUAAGCCCCAUUGUUUAUUUGUCAUGUAGUGCAUGUGAAUUUCUUGUAUUGAUUUGUUGCGUUCUCCAAAACACUUCCUCUCAGAAAGGGAUAUUGAGACAAACCCUGAAACAUACUGAUUAAUGUAGCAAUAAAAUUUUCUUUCUGGUAA